CGAAGACGAGCGAUAACGCUACGGUAGUGCCGUCAUCACCACGUCACGGCCGCAACCCGCCUGGUCCACCGUUGCAUACCAAUAUGCAGAGCUGCGUCAUGCAUCUUAUCUUCUUGCACACAGCAUUAUCAGCCUGGAAGGCAUUGUCGCUUACUACCCGACGUCGUAUCGACGGGGUCGCAGACUCGCAGUGUCGGGCCUCGGGGAUUGUUCUGUCACCAUUUCGAGCCAGCCGCAAGCCCGCAAGCUGGAGGAGCCUGAGGAUGUUGGACGCUUCGUCGGUUGUUCCUUCCGCUGAGUUGAUGCGCGCUGAAUCCGCCGUUGAUCCUUGACCAGCGCGGCUUGGAUCACAUAUGGAUGCUCAAUGGACGAAUAACAGGGUCCCAAACAACAAACUCUUGUUCCCGUACUGUCUGUGCUGGUCGCUGACCCUCACAUAGGCAAUACGUCGCUGACGUCUUUCACCAGUCGCCCGGUUAGCUCAGCUGGUUAGAGCGUCGUACUAAUACCGGUUCCACUUGUAUAUGGUAUGCGAAGGUCAACAGUUCAAUCCUGUU
This is a messenger RNA of Chaetomium strumarium, 557 nucleotides long. RefSeq lists its product as uncharacterized. The transcript has 2 exons. The record is from RefSeq and is a predicted model, not a curated record. Bases 84 to 332 code for a protein of 82 amino acids. NCBI's taxonomy places the organism in Eukaryota, Fungi, Ascomycota, Sordariomycetes, Sordariales, Chaetomiaceae.